Molecule: messenger RNA, 4287 nt
Organism: Pleuronectes platessa (European plaice)
Lineage: Eukaryota; Metazoa; Chordata; Actinopteri; Pleuronectiformes; Pleuronectidae
Gene: setdb1b
Product: SET domain bifurcated histone lysine methyltransferase 1b
Exons: 25
Coding region: 117-4079 (1320 amino acids)
Biological process (GO): heterochromatin organization; negative regulation of gene expression
Cellular component (GO): nucleus
Molecular function (GO): DNA binding; protein binding; histone H3K9 methyltransferase activity
Source: RefSeq, a predicted model, not a curated record
ACCUAAUAGCGCCGCAUGACACCGCCCACCUCGAUUACCCCUGUGAACCAUAGCACGCGCCUGCUUGUAGCUAGCAGGUAGCCUUUGCUAACUAGCUGUAUCUGCGAGCAGAAGAGAUGGAAAGCGACGAGAGGAUGGAGGUGGAGGGUUGGGAUCCCAGUCUGGAGGAAGAACUGGGCGUUUCUCUGGAUGAGCUGAAGAAGUGGAUUGAAGAGACUGUGGAGCAGAGCGAGAUCGUGCGGAAGAAGAAGGCUGAGCUGACGGAGCUGACGGAUUGGGUGGAGCAAAAAGAGAAAGAGGGGGCAAUAACGGAGGUACUUCUCAAAGACACCAGCAAGUCAAUAUUGGAGUGUGAGAAGCUGGUGAAGGCGACCUACCAAAAGAAUGGUCUUGUUUACCGAGAAAACAGCUCAGACGAUGAGGGUAGUGGAGGAGGGGUGUUGUCCUCUGAGGUCAUUGAAAUAGAUGAUGACGAUGAUGACGAUGUCAUUGCUGUUGGCUGUUUGGUUCCCCCAAAGAAUUCUGGGACUCCUGGCAAAGAUGCGGUGUUAAAAGAGGCGUCUGCAGCUCUGCAGAGAACCUCUCAGCAGGUGCAGAAGUUGGUCCAACUGGUGAACAAGCCUUCAUCAGGUGUUUCUUUGCUGCGACCUCCAGGACAGCUUUCAUCCCAAUCAGGUAUUCAGAGUGCGGUGCCAGCAGUGUUUGUAUCACAGGUCCCAUCUCAGUCCAUAACCCAGCCUAACCCAAACGUGACAGAGGAUGAGCUUCUCGUCGGGAUGACCAUUCUGGGAAAGAAACGCACCAAGACGUGGCACAGAGGCGCCCUCGUCGCUAUCAACCCUGUUGGAAACAGUAUAUUCAAGUAUAAAGUGAAGUUUGAUAAAGGAAAGAGUCUGCUGUCUGGAAAUCAUGUGGCUUUCGAAUAUAACCCCACACUGGAGAGUUUGUAUGUCGGAGCUCGUGUAGUCGCCAAGUACAAGGACGGCAACCUGGUGUGGCUCUAUGCUGGAAUCGUAGCAGAGAUGCCCAACAAUAAGAACCGCAUGAGGUUUUUGAUAUUCUUUGAUGAUGGCUAUGCUUCAUAUGUGAAGCUAACUGAGCUCUACCCUGUCUGUCGACCAUUGAAGCGUACUUGGGAAGACAUAGAGGAUGCAUCGUGUCGAGACUUCAUCGAGGAGUACAUCACUGCUUAUCCCAGCAGACCGAUGGUGCUGUUAAAGGUCAACCAGAUCAUCAAGACAGAGUGGGAGGGAACCUGGUGGAAGAGCAAAGUGGAGGACGUUGAUGGCAGCUUGGUCAAGAUCCUCUUCUUGGAUGAUAAGAGAAGUGAGUGGAUCUAUAGAGGGUCCACCAGGUUGGAGCCAAUGUUCAACCUGAAGAUGACCUCAGCCAACACUCAGGAGAAGAAGCUGGCAGGCCAGCAGAGGACACGACCCAACAUGGGAGCGUUGAGGAGCAAAGGCCCAGUGGUGCAAUACACCAGUGACGGACCUGUUGGAGCCUCUCCUGUCAAAGCUCCACCUGCCACAAUGAGUCCACCUUCACCGGCACCACAACUUCAACAGCGUCCACAACUGCAACAAACCCAACCAACCCAACAAACCCAGCAAAUCCAACUAACCCAACAAACCCAGCAAAUCCAACUAACCCAACAAACCCAACAAACCCAACAAACCCAACAAACCCAGCAAAUCCAACUAACCCAACAAACCCAACAAAUCCGACAAAUCCAACAAAUUCAACCCAUCCAACAAAUUCAACAAAUACAACCAAUUCAACAAAUACAACAAAUACAACAAAUCCGACCAAUCCAACAAAUCCGACCAAUCCAACCAACCCUUCAGUCCCCACAUCUUGCACAGUCUCCACGUGUCGACAAUAAACAUCAGAUGGCAAAGAAGAGCACCUCCCCGUUUGUCCCUGGGGUGGGAGGAACACAUGCCUCCAAAGUCAUGCAGUCACUUUCCCAGAGUCCCAGCAACCUGCCUGCUGGAAGACUAUUGAUUGCUCCAAGUACUCCUACGGCCACGUUCUCACAAGCGUUUCAGAGACAGGUGCUGUCUGUCACUCCCGUCCACCCUCAUAUGAUUCAUGCGGUGGCCAGCAUCCCACAGCAUCCCUCGUACCGUGCCCCGACCGACCGCAUCUUCUACAUGGCUCACACGUGUCAGCCUGCCUGUCUGAAUCGAGUCCGGCCGACGAAACCUGACCUGCACAGUGGAAAGAACCCCCUCCUCAUGCCUUUGUUGUACGAUUUCAGACGAAUGACAGGACGACGCAAAGUCAACCGCAAGAUGUCCUUCCAUGUGAUCUACAAGGCUCCGUGUGGGCUUUGCCUGCGUAACAUGGGAGAGAUCCAACAUUACCUCUUCCAGACAAACUGUGACUUCAUCUUCUUAGAGAUGUUCUGUCUAGACCCCUACGUACUCGUGGACCGUCCUUUCCAGCCACAGAGGCCGUUCUAUUACAUUCCAGACAUCACAGGUGGAAGGGAGGACAUCCCACUGUCCUGCGUCAAUGAGAUCGAUUCCACUCCGCCUCCUAAAGUAGACUACAGUAAAGAACGUAUUCCUGAAGAUGGAGUAUUUAUCAACGCCAGUGCAGACUUCCUGGUUGGAUGCGAUUGCACUGACGGCUGUCGAGACAAAUCCAAAUGCUCCUGCCACCAGCUGACCCUUCAGGCCACAGGUUGUACACCAGGCGGGCAGAUCAACACAAAUGCCGGAUUUUUACACAAACGAUUAGAGGAGUGCCUUCCCACAGGGAUCUACGAGUGUAAUAAGCGGUGCAAGUGUUGUGCUUCGAUGUGCACUAACCGGCUUGUUCAGCACGGCCUGCAGGUGCGUCUCCAGCUCUUCAAGACCCAGAACAAAGGCUGGGGCAUCCGCUGUCUGGACGAUGUGGCCAAGGGCUCUUUUGUCUGCAUCUAUGCUGGUAAAAUCCUGACAGACGACUUUGCCGACAGAGAGGGCCUAGAAAUGGGUGAUGAGUAUUUUGCCAAUCUGGAUCAUAUAGAGAGUGUGGAAAACUUCAAGGAGGGCUAUGAGAGCGAGGCUCAUUGUUCGGACAGCGAGGGAAGCGGUGUGGACGUUUCCAGGAUAAAAAUCCAACCAUCUGCUUUAGCAUCGUCUAACCCCGUGGGGCCCGGGAAGGGAGAGUCCAAAUCCUCAGCCAAAAGCCCGAGCACAUCAGGAGAAAGCAAUGAAGAAGAGGAGAAAGACUCCAAGAGCGAAGAUGAAAGUGACAGUUCGGACGACACGUUUGUAAAGGACAACUACUUCAGCUCCAGCUCCGUGUGGAGGAGUUACACAACACGUGGUCAGGUCAAGGGCAACAAGGAUGGGAGUCAAGACAGUAAAGAUGAAUUGAGUGCGUCAGUCAAAGGAACCGAUGAACAGCAGCCACCGUCCAUGCCCGAGGAGACGGGGAAAAGCAAAGUAGCUUCGUGGCUGACGAGCCAGGAAGCUACUAAGAAGGAAUCCGGAGACAACAAGAGUCAAGUGAAAGCAGAAGCGGGGAAGAAGCAGGAUGUGAUGACUCUGUCAGACAGCGACGAUGUGCAGACCAUCAGCUCUGGAUCUGAAGACAACAAAGAGAGAGAGAAAGUAACUCCAGGUGUGGUCAAGAAGCAGGUGGCAGUUAAAUCCACCCGUGGCAUCGCCCUGAAGACUGGCCACGGUAUGAUGGUGAAAACAGGUCCACCUGGAGGCGGGGGAGGCUCAGGGGGUCAGGCAGGAAAGACAGGGCAGCAGGGACCGACUGGAGGAGGCGGGGACAACUCUCACAGAAACACGCGCCUGUUCUUCGAUGGUGAGGAGUCGUGCUACAUCAUUGAUGCCAAGUUGGAGGGAAACCUUGGGCGAUACCUCAACCACAGCUGUAGUCCAAACCUCUUUGUCCAGAACGUGUUUGUGGACACACAUGAUUUGCGAUUCCCGUGGGUGGCGUUCUUUGCCAGCAAGCGGAUCCGGGCCGGGACAGAACUGACCUGGGAUUACAACUACGAGGUCGGCAGUGUGGAGGGUAAAGUUCUGCUCUGCUGCUGUGGAUCCACUGAGUGCCGAGGGAGGUUGCUUUAAUCUGAAAACCAUUAAGGACUUCCCUCCCACUGCUGCAUCUGUAGAAAACUUUUAGGAUCCUCUUCAACGCUGUACAUUUGUGUUUGUUCGUUUUUUUAAAGCUGAUUUCUGAAUUUUAAUACAUCUGUAUGUUCUUUAUUUUAUAUAAAUGUGCAUUCAGAUAUUUCUCAUUUUACCCAUGACAUGUUUGUUUAACCCCUGAAUAAAA